Messenger RNA from Phyllopteryx taeniolatus (common seadragon), 1324 nucleotides. RefSeq names its product H6 family homeobox 1 (gene hmx1). NCBI's taxonomy places the organism in Eukaryota, Metazoa, Chordata, Actinopteri, Syngnathiformes, Syngnathidae. Gene Ontology annotation, molecular function: RNA polymerase II transcription regulatory region sequence-specific DNA binding; DNA-binding transcription factor activity, RNA polymerase II-specific. Gene Ontology annotation, biological process: regulation of transcription by RNA polymerase II; negative regulation of DNA-templated transcription. The record is from RefSeq and is a predicted model, not a curated record. Gene Ontology annotation, cellular component: nucleus. The transcript is spliced from 2 exons. Bases 191 to 1090 code for a protein of 299 amino acids.
GUCGCCCCGUCCCCGCAGUGACUCCCCGUCCCGGCACAGCGCUAAAGCAAAAGCAGCGAUGACGCGUCACAAGGCUGCUUGGACUUUUUGGACCUUUUUGGAACGCUAAAUGCAGACGAGAUUGGCUUGAUGUAACAUUUACGCGGCGAAAUCCGGGGGUGGGGGUUGGGGGGGGGUUGGGGGAGUAAAGAUGCAGAAAAGGCUGACGGACUCCCAGACAACUCUAUUGUCAUCACCGAGGGCGUCGUCGUUUUUCAUCGACAAUCUGCUGUCCUCGGGGCAUGCACACGAGCCGGAUAGUCCUUCCGAAAGUAGCCGGAGUGGUGCCGCGGUGAGCACGGACUCUGCCGGCCUGGUCUGGUACGCUCGGCGCGGCAUGGCGCGCUCACCGGCUCCCGGUGGCUGCAGCCCAGCCUCGUCCCUCCUGAGCACAGAGCCGCUGGCGAGCUGGUACGCCGCCGGGAACACGGGCUUGCUCUCCAGAGCUUUGGACGCGCCACACAGUCCACGCGUCAACGCGAGGUCCGAGGACAACCGCGGCUCCGUGUCGACCAGCGACCCAAGUUCUCCCGCCGUGUCAGAACCGAUUACAGACGACAGCUCGGAGUCCGACGGGAAAUUAAGCCACAGCAACCCGAUUGACGACAACGACGAAGCUCAGAGUGGCUUUGACGCAUCUUCUGAGCCCAACACGACCCGGAGGAAGAAGACCCGGACUGUGUUCAGCCGCAGCCAAGUCUUCCAACUGGAGUCCACGUUCGACGUGAAACGGUACCUGAGCAGCUCGGAGAGAGCUGGCCUGGCGGCGUCUCUCCACCUGACAGAGACCCAAGUCAAGAUCUGGUUCCAGAACCGGAGGAAUAAAUGGAAGAGGCAGCUGGCGGCGGACCUCGAGGCGGCGCACGUAACCGACCAAAGCCGGCGGCUCGUCAGAGUCCCCGUUUUGUAUCACGACGGACCGGGAGCCGGUUCUGCGCUGGCUUUCCACUUGAGCGGACAGCAGGUCUUCCCCAACUCCAUCGCGUACCCGCUGUCCUCCUUCGCCCACUCCAUCAGCAUACUCAGGUCGCAGAUGAGCGGCCUGCUUUAAAGACCCAUCCGACUAUAUUUCUACUGCAGUGCAAUAACACACGAAGUGCUGGGAGCAUCCAAAGGAACCAUUACGCCACAAAGUCAAAUCACCUUUUGUGUAUCCACGUGUUCAAGUGCGCUGUUUGAAUAAGCGACUAUUUUUUCGCCAAACGUUUAUAUUUGGAAAAACACACACGUUUUCAUUAUUAUCAUUUUUUCCCCCCCCCACUCAAUAAAUGAAUAUAAAUACUCA